Molecule: messenger RNA, 327 nt
Organism: Cooperia oncophora
Lineage: Eukaryota; Metazoa; Nematoda; Chromadorea; Rhabditida; Trichostrongylidae
Source: the annotation of a GenBank genome assembly
AUGAUCUCACAUGGUUCCCUGAAUUCCGCCGCUGGUGUGAAAACCGACGAUUUAACGAGUCGAAUUGUAGUGGGGAAGGAUGAUCGAACGUCUGCAGAGAAUGUCUACGCUAUCGGAGACGUAGCUCUAGGUCGACCAGAAUUGACUCCGACUGCCAUUCGCGCUGGCCAAUUGCUAGCUCGUCGUAUUUUCGCUGGUGCUAGUCAAACUAUGAAUUACGAUAACGUGCCUACUACCGUGUUCACACCACUGGAGUUAGGUACUGUAGGAUCAACAGAGGAACGGGCUUCCCAUGAGUUUGGCUCCGAAAACAUCGAGGUAUACCAU